This is a messenger RNA of Clonostachys byssicola, 981 nucleotides long. The record is from the annotation of a GenBank genome assembly. Lineage: Eukaryota; Fungi; Ascomycota; Sordariomycetes; Hypocreales; Bionectriaceae.
AUGGCUGUGCUUUUUCGACAUAUAUCAGAGCAGUCCCGCCUGCUCCAAAGGACCUCCUCAUCGAAGAUGUUAUUCGUCAGGGAGUUCACCGCAGCCAUCAUGACGUCUAGCGAGAGCACGAAGAAAGCUAUUGGCGGGUUCAACUUAAUAGCUAUCGGCGCAGCACUCAUUUUCCAUGCGUUGGUUGCGGUGCCAUACUGUUUUAAAUCAUCUAGAAACAACAAGAGCGAGAACAGAUCCUCGUUCAGAGCCGGGCAAGCAAUACGACGCACCUCAGUGUGGCUGGCAAUCUGGUUUCUAGAGCUAUGCGUAGGCUCAUUAUAUCACGCACGCGUAUCCGAUCGAUUUCACUCGUACAUCGGAGAUACUAGGAGAUGCAUCGAAGCUUUUACCGGUCUUUAUGCUACGCUUGCUUUCACUUCUGCUCUCUUGGCACAGUUCGAACUCUCUCUUGAAACCCAACAUCCACAAAAGGAAAGCAGAGACGACGUGAAAACCGGCUCCAUGAACCAGCCAGCAAGGUACUACGAAAUAUUCACUCGGACUGUCGAGAUAGUGGCCGUCUUACGCUUUUUGAUGUCUAUCGGUACUCUAGGCGGAAAAUAUCAUCAAAGUGUGUACAAUAUCAGCGUUCUUCUAGACAUGUGUAUAUCUACACUUUUUCUCCUUGCCGCUUCUACAUCAUUCAUCUAUUUUGCCAAGGACCGCCCGGCUUUUCAACAAUCUCCGCAUAUAUCCCCAAUGAUUCCUCAUGCGCUUUCUGUUCUCCGACAUCUUGUCGAUGUCAUUGCAAUAGUGGAAACGAGGUAUCAAGAAUUGAAGUCCAGCGAAGCUCGAAAUGGGGUUUAUUGGGAAGCCUGUAGAGUUAUUUGUGUGGGAUGGUCGAUGAUUGCCUGCCUUCUGAUCAUCUACGCUAUUCAGGCCAAAAGGUCUGAUGGCACCGGAAGGCGUUCCUUUCCAAGUCUUCCUCUAAAAUCCUAG